Molecule: messenger RNA, 3414 nt
Organism: Rotaria sp. Silwood2
Lineage: Eukaryota; Metazoa; Rotifera; Eurotatoria; Philodinida; Philodinidae
Source: the annotation of a GenBank genome assembly
AUGAUAAUAUGUAUUCUAGGUACUAUAAAACCACCUGAUCAACCGAAUACACUUCUUAAUAAUGUUCUUUAUGAAAAUGCUCGUCGAAAACUUUUUCGUGAUAAUUAUUUUGUAUCAAUUCAAUUUGAAAAAACACCAUGUCGUGAUCGUAUUCUUAAUGAAUUUCUUCGUAAACGUGAUUUAAAACCAUUACAAUAUCAACAACCACGUGAAGUUGAAAAAUUAAAACGUUCAUUAUUAAAUAAUUUUAUUGAUCGUGUACAUCAACGUAAUGUACUUAUACUUAUACGUUUACAAAUAAUACAAUCAUAUUUAAGUUUAACUUAUCUUAUAAAUCAAUUUCCAUUAACAAGUCGAACACAUUUUAUAUGGUCUAAACCAAUUCCACCACCAUUACCAACAACAACAAUUGUAUCAUCAUUAAAUGAUCAAAUUGAUUCAGCUACUUCAUCACCUGUUUUAACAAAUACAUUAACUACAAAUGGUUAUCAACAUCGACCAAAAAUGAUUAUCAAUGAAAAUGGUAAAGAUCUUGCUAAUAUUUGGUAUAUACCAUCAUUUAUUGAACAAUUAACAAUAUUUAAACAUGCUAAACUUAAUUUUGAUGAAUUACAACAACGCUUACGAAAUGUUUUACGUAUUGUAUCAUCUCUUAAUGAUCUUAUUCAUAUUGUUGUUGCUUAUGCACAAUUAAAUAAUGCAACAGCAAAUGCUGAUCAAAGAUUUAAUGAUCGUGCUAAUGAUUUAUCAACAUUUGAUCAAAGUGGAGAAUUAGCAUCUGAAUUACAUGAAAUUCAACGUGAAAUUGAUUUAUCAUCAUCAUUAUCAUUAUCAACAAUAGCAGAUUUAUUAGAAACAAAAAGACGUUUAUCUAUAUUUCAAAUUUAUUAUUCUAUAUCAUGUCUUAUACCAAAUUGUUUUCUUAUUGGAAAAAAUCAAUUAGCAUUUAAUCUUAUUUAUUCACGUUCAAAACCAAUUUUAAAACAAUUUUUAAAUGAUUAUGAUCAUUUACGACCUAUUUAUUCAUUUUUACCAAAUCCAUUAUUAAAUGUUCAAACAUCAGCAAAACAUUUUUAUCCAUGGACAAUACAUGAAUAUCAAUAUAAUAUAAAUACUAAAAGACUUUGGUGGCCAAAAUAUACUUUAAUGGAUCUUAUACAUUUAUGUUUAAUUGGUUUAAAAUCAUCUGAAUUAACAAUGGCUAAUGCAGAAUUAAUUUCAACUCAUGUUAUGUUACAAAAUAUUGAUGAAAUUAUUAAACAAAAAACAGCAAUGAAUAAUAUUGGAACUGUUCUACGACAAAAAGAGAUAGCUACAGGUGAUCAUCUUUCCAAAUAUAUACGUCUUGAACUUUAUAUUGUUGAAUGUAUUCGUCUUGAACUCGUUCGAAAUGCUUGGAAUACAACUAAAUUAAAUGUACUUUCAAUAGAUACAUUAAAAACAUUUGAUGAAGCAUUUUCUAAUUUUCGAGAUGAAAUUCGUAGUCCUGUUUUAAGACAAUUAGCAACAACUGUUGGAUAUAGUAAUUUUUAUAAUGAUUUUCCAGCAGCUCUACUUACAGGACAAUUACCACCAAAUCUAACUGAAUAUGAAUGUAAACAAGCAUUAAUAAUGAGAAUAUUAGUUGAACUUGAAGGAAAAUUUAUGAUGAAUGAUACAUUAAAACGUUUUAAACGAGAACGAACAUUAGUUUUAUCUGAACGACUUCGAGAAGAAAAUAGUCUUCCAACAGAUUUAUGGAAAAAACAACAAUUUACAGAAAAUUUUUCUGUAUUACGACCACAUAUAUUAGAUGAUUUUGCAAAAUUAUUAUCACAUUAUGAAUGUAAAGAUGAACAAUCAACAUUAAAUUCGACUACUAUGAUUGAAGAAGCUGGAGAUAAUGAUAGUACAAUAAUUUCAUCAACUGUUACAAAUUCACCUCGAACUUCAGAUUUUUAUUGUAUACGUCGAAGUGAUUUAGAAUUAUGUUUAAAAGAAAUCGGUAAUCGUAUGAUGCAACGUGAACGUGAUAAUUAUACAAAUUAUAGUUUUUAUUAUGAAAGUCUUCUUCAUAAUGCUCGUCAAUUAAUUGGUUUACGUGAAAAUGAAAUAAAAUCUUUACGUUCACAAGUUCAAGAACAACAAUUUACUAUUGAACUUGAAUCACAAUUAUUAAUAUUAUCAACUUAUUUUGAUUUAAUAACUGAAUUAAUACAUCUUCGUUUAGUAAAUGCUCAAUUAAAAAAUGAUAAACAACUUCGUUUUGAUAAAGAAUUAAAUAAAAUACGUGAUCGUUUUCAAUCAAUAAAUGAACAAUUAUUAAGUACAAAUUUAUUACUUCGUACACGAUUUGAACAAUAUCGUGAACAAUUAUAUAAUAGUACAAUAACAAUAAUUAAAGAAAUACGUACAGAAAUUUAUAAAAUGGCACAUGCAAAAUUAACAUCAGAUGCUAAAUCAAUAAUUGAUCAACAAAAUAUUGAACAAACAAAACUUAUACAUAAUUUACAAGAUGAAAUUCAUCUAAAUCAAGAAAAACAAACUAAUGAAGCAUAUCAACGUGAAUGUGAAUGGCAUAAAGAACAAUUUGAAUUAGAAAAAAUUGUUGGACAAUUAAAAUAUGAAUUAGAUCGUUAUCAAAAACGAUAUGUUUAUAAAACAACACAACAAGUUGAAGAAGUUCAAACAUUAAAAAAAGCAAAUAAUUAUUUACGAAAACGUAUAUUAACAAAUGAAAGUCAUUAUAAAAAAAUAUUCGAAACAGAAAAUAAAUCUGAAAAUAAAGCUAAUCUUGAACGUGAUGAUGAUUUACGUCAAGCAUUAAAUCAAAAACAAAUUAUUGAAACAAGAUUACGUUGGAUGCAAGAACAAAGUAAUCAAUUAGUAUUAAGAGAUCAUGAACUUGAAAAGAAAACAAAUGAAUAUGAACGUGAAAAUCGUGCUAUGCGUUUAGAACAAACAUAUGUAAAACGAAAUUUAUUACAAACAAAAAAGAAACUUGAACAAGAACGUUCACUUAAAAUUGAUGCUUUUCAACAAGUAGAAACAUUAAGAACAAAUCUAAAUGAAAUUGAAGAAGAACUUGAACAAAUUGCUUUAAAUGACGGAGCAACUAGCUUAGUAUCAGCAUCGAUUGCACCGCCACCUUCACGUACAAUAGGAUCAUCACGACCAAUAACGCCUUAUCAAAUAUUUAUGGCACGUAAUCGUCCGAUGACAUCAAAUUCACAAUAUCAACGUGAUAAACAACGUUUUACAAAUUCACGUUUACGUUGUUAUUCAACAACACCAACUAAACGAGUUCAAACAGCUAAUGUACAUAUUGAAAAGAUAACACCAUUAACAGAAGAACUUUUAUCAAAUCUUGGUGCAACAACAUCACCGGCAACAUCAUCUAUUAAAAUGUUACGAAUAAAAAGUGCUAAAACUUAA